AUGAUCGUCCACCCACCACCACCAUCGCCAGCGACCCCUCCGCUGGCACCCCCACCACCCAACACGCGAACAACAAAUUCUCCACAAAGACACAGCUCCCACAGAUCACUGACCGUGUCCACUCAUCUUCUAGACCCAGCUAUCAUAAUGGCCGCUCCCGUUGCCCCUGGCGCUGUCGACCAGCUUGCCGCUGAUCUCGGCAACACUAGCCUCAACGGCGGUGAGAACCGCAAUGCCCCCGCCAUCGAUACCAACGUGGCUGCUGGCCAGUUCCAGAACGAGGACCAGGAGGGCGCCGGCCCUACCCCCAACUCGGCCGCUCCUCACCCCCAGUCCUCGGCCUCCCUCUACGUCGGCGAGCUGGACCCGUCUGUGACUGAGGCCAUGCUCUUCGAGCUCUUCUCCCAGAUCGGCUCCGUUGCCUCGAUUCGUGUCUGCCGCGACGCCGUCACUCGUCGCUCUCUCGGCUAUGCCUAUGUGAACUACAAUGCCACUGCCGACGGCGAGAAGGCCCUCGAGGACCUCAACUACACUCUCAUCAAGGGCCGCCCCUGCCGCAUCAUGUGGUCUCAGCGUGACCCUGCUCUGCGCAAGACUGGCCAGGGCAACGUCUUUAUUAAGAACCUUGAUGUCGCCAUCGACAACAAGGCGCUUCACGACACCUUCGCUGCUUUCGGUAACAUCCUGAGCUGCAAGGUCGCCCAGGACGAGAACGGCAACUCCAAGGGUUACGGUUUCGUUCACUACGAGACCGACGAGGCUGCCGCCAACGCCAUCAAGCACGUCAACGGCAUGCUUCUCAACGAGAAGAAGGUCUAUGUCGGCUACCACAUCCCCAAGAAGGAUCGCCAGAGCAAGUUUGAGGAGAUGAAGGCCAACUUCACCAACGUCUACGUCAAGAACAUCCCCGCCGAGGUCACCGACGAGGAGUUCCGUGAGCUCUUCGCCAAGUACGGCGAUGUCACCUCCUCCUCCCUUGCCCGCUCUGACGAAGGCAAGAGCCGUGGCUUUGGCUUUGUCAACUUCACUACUCACGAAGCUGCUUCCAAGGCUGUUGAGGAGCUCAACGGCAAGGAUUUCCGUGGUCAGGAGCUGUAUGUCGGCCGUGCCCAGAAGAAGCACGAGCGCGAGGAGGAGCUCCGCAGGUCUUAUGAGGCUGCUCGCCAGGAGAAGGCUAACAAAUACCAAGGCGUCAACCUCUACAUCAAGAACCUCGGAGAUGAUGUUGAUGAUGACAAGCUCCGCCAGAUGUUCUCCGAGUACGGCCCCAUCACCUCGGCCAAGGUCAUGCGCGACAGCGUAGUUGAGUCCGCCGCUGAGGAUGAGAAGGACAAGGAGAACAAGAAGGAGGACGAGGAGGAGAAGGAGGGCGAAACAGCCGAGAAGAAGGCCGAGACCAAGGAGAAGCGCAAGCUCGGCAAGAGCAAGGGCUUCGGUUUCGUCUGCUUCAGCAACCCCGACGAUGCCACCAAGGCCGUCACCGAGAUGAACCAACGCAUGAUUGACAACAAGCCCCUCUACGUCGCUCUCGCUCAGCGCAAGGAUGUUCGCAAGAGCCAGCUCGAGGCCAGCAUCCAGGCCCGCAACCAGCUCCGCAUGCAGCAGGCUGCCGCCCAGGCUGGUAUUCCUCAGCAGUUUAUGCAACAGCCAGUUUACUAUGCUCCCGGUCAGCAGCCUGGCUUUAUGCCCCCCGCCGGCGGCCGUGGCAUGCCCUUCGCUCAGGGAGCUAUGGGCAUCCCUCCCCAGGGUGGUCGUCCCGGCCAGUACCCUCCCUAUGCUGGUCAGCAGGGCGGCCGUGGCGGCAUGCCUCCCCAGCAGAUGCCCAUCUACCCCAUGGGUGCUUUCCCUCCCAACUUUGCCCAGCCCAAUAACCCUCAGUUCCUUGCUGCCAUGCAGCAGAUCCAGGCUGCUGCUAUCCAAGGUGGCCGUGGCGGUCCUGGCCCUCGUGGCGUGCAGGGCAUGCCUCCUCAGAUCCCCGGUGGCCCCGUCGCCGGCUUCCCUCCCAACGGCAGAUCCCAGAACGGCAUGGGCCGUGGUGCCGGUGGCAACCGCGGUGGCUUUGCCGGCGGCCGUGGCGGUGCUCCCUCCGCUGGUCCCGCCGAUGUGAACAUCGCCGCUGUUCUCCACACCCAGCUCGCCGCUGCCGCGUCUCCUGCCCAGCAGAAACAGAUCCUCGGCGAGAGCCUCUUCCCCAAGAUCCAGGCCAUCCAGCCCGAGCUUGCUGGCAAGAUCACCGGCAUGCUCUUGGAGAUGGAGAACCAGGAGCUCAUCAACCUCAUCGAGGAUGAGGCUGCUCUCAACGCCAAGGUCGGCGAGGCCAUGAACGUCUAUGACGAGUACGUCAAGACUCAAGCCACUGGCGAGGUCAAGGGUGAGGAGCCCAAGGCCGAGGAGAAGGCCGAGGAGAAGGCUUAG
Molecule: messenger RNA, 2415 nt
Organism: Podospora anserina S mat+
Lineage: Eukaryota; Fungi; Ascomycota; Sordariomycetes; Sordariales; Podosporaceae
Exons: 2
Coding region: 1-2415 (804 amino acids)
Cellular component (GO): ribonucleoprotein complex
Molecular function (GO): RNA binding
Source: RefSeq, a predicted model, not a curated record